Molecule: messenger RNA, 306 nt
Organism: Rasamsonia emersonii CBS 393.64
Lineage: Eukaryota; Fungi; Ascomycota; Eurotiomycetes; Eurotiales; Trichocomaceae
Exons: 1
Source: RefSeq, a predicted model, not a curated record
UACGCUGCCUGUGCUCGGUAUCGCACAACGGCCGGUGAAACAGGAUCGCGCAUCAUGUGCCGCGGUGGGCCGCCAAGCUCCGCCGAAUCCUCUUCCGCUUUGCCCCAGUUGCAUCGUCUGCAUCUUCUGCACUCGACGUGUCGACCAGCGAUGAUCAAUGAACUGGUAACCUGCAGCAGGCGUGUCAUAUCCUCGAGCAGCCUGCAUCGAGUUCACGACGCUAACGUGGCCGUUGACAGAGCCCGCGUUCCCCAUGUGCCGAUGCACUCCGGUGACGAUCGCAGACCGGUGUCGCGCCAUCCGUGA